Messenger RNA from Hylaeus anthracinus, 7114 nucleotides. Its product is annotated as WD repeat-containing protein 47. The record is from RefSeq and is a predicted model, not a curated record. The transcript is spliced from 11 exons. Lineage: Eukaryota; Metazoa; Arthropoda; Insecta; Hymenoptera; Colletidae. Gene Ontology annotation, molecular function: protein binding. Bases 745 to 3687 code for a protein of 980 amino acids.
UUAUCGGAAUCAAUCGUAGGAGCACUUUUUAUUCGAUAUUAUAAAAAUUCAGGUGGUAGUAGGGAAAUUAAUCGUCCUGAUAGCUUUCAAUUUAAAAAAACAUAGAUUUAUCAAUGCAUGUUUGGGUCCAUAAUGUAGACCUUGUUCAAGAUAAUAAUUAGUAAUUUAAUUGGACUAAAAUAAAAUUUACAAGAUUGUUGCUUUCCCUAUAGUAAACAUCCCCUCCUCCUAUAUUCAAAUUGUUUUCGAUGCCUGAAGCAUUCCAACAUCUAAACACACAUCAAAUCCAAUUACUACCACAUUGCAAUUUGCUGGAGUGUAGACUCUUGCCGCUGACUGUAUAUCAGAAAUCGAUGUCGACCACCUUACAAACAAGUUCCACGGUCGAUGGGUAAAAAUUGUUCUGUUAGAAAUGCGUCAGAGAAUACGUCCAAACUGGCCGCGAGGUGUUCGUUCGCGCAAUAUAAAUACCAUUCAGUAGUUUCGUGUUUCCAGAUAGGAUUCACCAUGGAGACGUAGACGACGCUUUUCGACGCGUGCAAUGGACUUGCACGUAGACGCGCGUUUCGGACUAUGGGCGCCGUCGCAGAGACGACACGACGCCCAGCGUCGUGCCAGUACGCCGUGCGACGUCGUUCGUACGGCCGAGCCACGUGCUUCCGGUUCCGUGCUUCCGUUCUCCGAGUCGUCGCGUGUGUGAUGCGUCUUUCAGUGAGUUGUUCGACUUCCUUACGUGUCACGUGAAUGUCCAAGGCGUGCAAGCAGACGGCUAAAAGGAAGUUGCGUAUUCGGUACGUGAUGCCGGCGGCGCAUCUGACGCUGCGCGAGGAGGAUGUGGUACGACUAACCUUGGAGUUCCUCCACAGCCGCGACCUUCACAUCUCGCAGCUCUCGUUGGAACGGGAGACAGGUGUAAUAAACGGUCAGUACAGCGACGAUGUCCUCUUCCUUCGUCAGCUGAUCCUCGACGGACAAUGGGACGACGUGCUGGAGUUCAUCCAGCCGUUGGAGGCGCUGCCCGAUUUCGAUAUGAGAAAGUUCACUUACUCGAUCCUACGCCACAAGUACGUGGAACUGCUCUGCAUCAAGUCCGAGGCGAACGUGAUCGCAGCUGGGACGAACGGUAGCGUGGACAACGCAGUCGAAGAGGUGGUGAAGGUUCUUAGCGAUCUGGAGAAGGUCGCGCCUUCCAAGGAGGAGUACAGCAGCCUGUGUCUACUCUUGACGCUUCCAAGGCUCACGGACCACCUCCAGUACAAGGACUGGAACCCCAGCAACGCCAGGGUUCAGUGCUUCCGGGAGGUGCACCCUUUAGUGGAGAAGUUUCUCCCUGGGGACAGAAAGAGCUCCGAUCCCGGUCAUCCCGUCACCUCCGCGAAGAACGAUCGGCUGAUACAGCUGAUCAUCAAGGGCAUCUUGUACGAGUCAUGCGUUAAUUACUGCCAGGCCAAAGCUACCGGUUCCAAGGAGAGCGAGCAGGUGGAGAUGAAUUUCUCCAGACUGCUGGACGGCUCCGUGGGGUUCAGCGACUCCGACCUGAGCUUGCUCUCCUGGCUUCAGAGCAUACCACCCGAAACCUUCGCCGUUCCCUUCGCGCAGCGUACCUUGAACGUGGACGUCGAGCGACUGGAGAGACCGUCCCUGGAGACCUCCUGGACGGAGCACAUGUUGAUCACUCCCAUAAAGCCGAAGACGUUCCCUCACAGCGCGAUGCCGUUCACCAGGCCGCGAUCCGCGGCCGACAUGAUGUCGCGUAGCCUAGUGCCAGCCUUGGAAGCCGGCCUAGGACCCAGGAGUCCUGGACCUAAAAAUACACCUAUACCGUCAGCCGCGCUAAUGGCGUUGUCCACGGGCGAUAUAAAUCCCAUGUCGAGAUCGUCUUUCGCGAGCUUUCAUCUGACCGGAUUCAAGAACAACAAGCUGAUGAACACCAGCGUGGACAGGCUGUUCGAGAACGAGGGCGACGUCUUCCUCAGCUCGAGCUACGCUGAGUUCCAGCAGUUGCCUUCCAUCCAAGAGACCAUCGCGAACAACAACCAGCCAAAGGCGCCGCCUAGGACCAGGGGGCAGUCAAAGAGCCCAGAUGGUACUAAGGGAGACCCUUCCGCGACCUCUACGCCUGAACGUAGAGUGGCUGGCAGGGAAUCCCCGGCACCAUCGACGGCCAGGAGUUCUAGAAGGGAUUCCUUGGCCGAGAAGCCGACGGGGGUCGCGGCAAAGAUUACGGAACCCACGGCUGUACCUGCUCGAACCUCUCUGGGCGGCGAGCCGCUCGAGCAGAGUUACAACGGCGAUCUGUUCAAAGAGUACCAGAAGCAGAAGCAGAGGCUGCAGGAGAAGUUCCAGCAGAGGGAAAGGGAAUGGGACGACCUGGUCAGACAAUUAUCGACCCCGUUACCCGCGCAGGUGGUCGAUAAUAGACUCCAAGGUGACGGCAUGAAGCAACCUUUGGGAAGUAAAGGACCCUCGCCUGUUCACAUGGGCACACCUGUUCGGUCUGGGAUCCAGUCACCGAAACCUACUGUCAAUGGAUCCGAUUCAAUGGUGAGACAGAACUCGACGUUGGGCACUGCCUACGAUUCUAGAACGCAAGAGAGUCAUUACGAUGUCGUCAAGCCGAUGAAGCAAGAACCAAAGCCUGAUCUGGACGUCAGCAACGGGAGCAGUAAUGGCGGGAGACCAAGAUUCGUUCCUGUCACGGCUCUCGAGGACGUGCAGGCGGUUCGAUGCGCCGAAUUCCACCCCCAUGGAAAACUCUACGCCGUGGGAUCGAAUUCUAAAACCCUCCGAAUAUGCGCCUAUCCAAAGCUUCACGAUGUCAGAGAGGAUCACCAGACGUAUCAGCCCACGGUUCUCUUCAAGAGAACGAAACACCACAAGGGCUCGAUAUAUUGCCUGGCGUGGACGCCUGAUGGACAGAUGAUGGCCACCGGGAGCAACGACAAGACUGUCAAACUGAUGCGCUUCAAAGCUGACACGUCGAACCUUGAAGGUCAAGAAGUGGAGCUGACGAUGCACGACGGCACGGUUCGCGACCUGUGCUUCCUCGAAGACACCUCGAACAAGUCGAGCCUGUUGAUUAGCGGCGGCGCAGGUGACUGCAAGAUUUACGUCACCGAUUGCGCGACAGGCACACCCUUCCAGGCUCUGAGCGGUCAUAGUGGCCACGUGCUCACCCUGUACAAUUGGGGAGGCGCCAUGUUCGUCAGCGGAUCGCAGGACAAAACCGUCAGGUUCUGGGACCUCAGAACGAGGGGGUGCGUCAACAUGGUCACACCAGCGACGGUACCUGGCAGCAGGCAUUUGAUCCCGUUGCAGGUUGGCAGCCCGGUAGCGGCGCUCUGCGUCGAUCCAUCUGGACGUCUUCUGGUCUCGGGUCACGAGGACAGUAGCUGCGUCCUCUUCGACAUCCGGGGCGGUAGAACCGUGCAGUGUUUCAAACCCCACGCCGCCGACAUCAGGAGCAUACGUUUCUCACCUUCCGCGUACUACCUGCUCACUGGUGGAUACGAUAACAAGCUAGUACUCACGGACCUGCAAGGUGAUCUAACGAUGCCCUUGCCUAGCGUGGUGGUCGCACAACACCAGGACAAAGUGAUCUCCGGACGAUGGCAUCCAACGGAGUUCUCGUUUCUCAGUACCUCAGCUGACAAGACUGCGACUCUAUGGGCUCUGCCACCAGUCUAAGUUGACGCUGUCCGUCAUUCGCGCUCAUCGUUUCCAUUUUUAAGACGAUCGCGCCUAACCAAUCGCCAUCGUUCGUUCUUGUUCUGUGUCCCUCGUUUUAUCCGCAUGAGAAGAGAAUGAAAGAUAAUUAAUUAUGUAUUAAAACGACGUUGUCACUGAUUUAUAACCGAUCUAGAGAGAGAUUAAAAUUGGAGGAGAGUUGUUCCCAACAGAGAUGAACAAAAUUAGAGUGUCGCUUCUUUAUUAUACUUACUUUAAUAUAUUCUCCAAUCGUUUUAUUCGUCAAUUUUGUCCUGGAAGACCUUCUCCAGGAAGUCUAACGACACCCCUCCUCCAACGUACUUCAGGGCCGUUGAAAUCGGUGCUAGCGUUGCUGUACUAUGCAAUUACUGAAAAGGAGAGAAACACGAGAUUAAAUUUAGCCGUGAAUCGCGAGCUGCACGCGAAACAAUUUUUAUCGGAGCGAAAUUAGAAAUCGUUGCCGGAAACACGGCGGACGAGCGUCAAAGACGAGGACGAGCGAUCGCGAGCGAUGUCGACGUAACACACAAACGGGAAGAAAGUUUCAUCUAUUCGCGUAUAAUUCAACCAUGACCAAUUAAAACUUCCUGAAACCUCGCGGCUACGCGCGAACGUGGCGUAGAGUGUAAUCGGAUGCAAAAUGCUUGACGUUGCGCCCGAUAACGAUUCUACGCAAAAGGAGAGAGAGAUACAUAUAGACGUAUAUAUAGACGUUUCAUUCUGGCAAGAAACAUCGACUAAAUGUAACACGUCGAUUUUUAUGAAAUAUUGUGCACAGAGCAUCGAAAAACAUUAGGCAACACAAUUUUUAUAUGUAUAGGUUGACAGUAAGGAUAUAUCUAUAAGACAUAUGGAACGAGUGCAGGAGACUCUUCAUUGCGUGAAUUUUAUUUUAUCUUUUAAAAGAGUGUGUUUCUGAAGAGAAGUAGGACGAAAAUCUAUGUUUUUUUUUUCAACGAAGUCAAAGUAUGACUUCACGAAAGAAUAAACCUCGAUAGAUUUAACAAUGCCUGUAAUAUAAAUAGUGAACAUAAAGUAAUGUAUAAUGUUUUUCAAUGCUCUAUCUGCCCGAAAAAUUUCACAAAAAUCAUAUGACAGUUGGAUGUUGCUUCUUGUGAAUAAACGUUACAAGGUUCGAGAGCAUCGGAAGAAAAAAAGUGAAAGUGCAUUUUCGCGUAGAGACGCUAUCGAUGGUAAUGGAAAUCGACAGAUCGUCGUAGUAAUCAUAAGACUGCGGAAGAGCUAACCGAAUAUCAUCGUUCAUGAUGAACGAGACGUCGAAAGCAUCGAAGACGCAGAGAGCUCGACCGUUUGAAUCGUGAGCGAAAGUCGUGGCGUUCAAACCAGCCAAUGAGUUUAGAGACACAAUUUUCUUGUAGAUUCGUGGUGUAGCCUCUCCUUUCUUUUUUUUUUCUUUUAUGUAGAGUUUCUUUGCGAUCGUGUUUGCCCUGAUGUACAUACGUUAGCGUAGCGGUAAGAGCGAUGAUCGUGGGAGACGGAAAUCCUCCUCUCGGUACGCGUAAUCGCCCCGCUAAUUUCUCGUCACUCUUCGUUGCAAAUAUCUCUAGGCUUACGUUCAACGACAUUUGUAAAAUCUUCCUGCGAUACGUGGAUCAAUCGAGCAGCCUGCUUGUAACUUUUCUUUUAUAUUUUUUACUGACUCGAGUGUGUCAAGCUGGUGCACGCGAAAUGCCGAAUUCCAUGCGAUUUUGCACAUUCACACCCCUUGAAACCGGUUUAUUUUUAGAUUGGAGAAAAUUAGAUACAUUGGGCCCUCCAGUUGUAUUCGAACUGUAUUCUAGAGGUGAACAUUUUAAUAGCCUCGUUCUAGAUUAAAUUUUAGUAUCCCAAAAUCUAUUCGCACGCUGGGAAGUAAUUUUUAAAAUCAAGUCGCAGCGUUUGUCCUGUCCUUGGCUAUAAAAAAAAAAAUACUGCCACUGUACAUUUCCACUUCGCAUCGACGUUUCAUCUGCGCCAUCUUGAUAUCGGUCUUCCAUUUUCUUUUUAUUUAAACUUACUCAUCGAGCAACGUGUUUUCUCCCACUAAUACUCGACACUGUCUCAUCGAUCCCAGAAGUCACGCCAAAUAUUCGCAUAUUACGCAUAUUAUUAAUAUAUAUAGAUACUUACUCGUAUUAAGAGGAUCAUGACAACAUAUACGUACGCUCAUAUUAAUCGCUAUUUUUUACCGACUAGAUCGAUAAGGUACGAAACGAGAUUUUCCCCGAGCGUCGAAGGGCUGAGCGAGCGAUAUUCUUAGCUGGAUAAGCAUCGAACCUUGAGGAAGCGUAGGUUUAAGUUGUUGCUUGUCGCAAUCGCCAAAGUAACCGUGAAACCGGAAGAGAGGGAAACGAAGCGCGUCUUUUCUUGUACAUACACACGCUUCACGAGGUACACGCCCCUCGUUGUUGGCGAUGAUGGACCGUGUCUCUCCUCGUUUUGUUUCUAUUACGAAGUCAACGCGGACAAGCCUCGUUUGUCCCAAGAGAUGGGCAAGGUUUCAUUCGAGUGAUAAAGGAUUGAUUCUAUCAAACAACAGUACCGAUAACUUUCGUUCAUCCGAUGUAAGAUACAAUUUCAUUCUUCGAUUAAAAUUUUAACAUUCAUUCGACGCUUAAGGUUCCGAAUGAGAAUUUUGUCCAUCUCAGUCGCACACCUGAAAACCACACGCAUACACGCACUCAACGCAAAAUGGAGGAUGGAAAUCGGGGAGAAAGACGCGAAGCAGCGCAUGCGAAGACGCAGCGAAUCAAAAACCCCCCAGAAUCUCUCCUCGCUGCGUUCCUCGACGACAUUGAGUUAUUAUUAAUUAACUACGAACGACGAUCGCGUUUACACUGUGAGCAUGCUGCUUUCUCGAUGAAGGAACGAAAUUACUCUUGCUCGCGCAACUAGCGGAGAUAAUUUCCUUUCUUUGCGCGAUCAGAAGGCUGCCUUACGAUGUUUCGUUUCACCUGACUCGCAGAAUGUGUUUUAGAGUAAACGAUUAAUCGAGAAAGAAACGAAUGAAGAAGAACGAAGAAACCGAGCGUCUAACAAGAAGAGCAAGAAGAAGAGCGUCUGCUUCCGUGUAGCAAUUUGUCGUGCCUUUUGUCGAGGCUGCUUCCGUCGAUUUCACGUUUAUUUUUAUAUUUUUCACGUCCUCCACUUUAACCCUGUUUCCACGUCCCCUCUCCUUCCUGUACACUCCUGACAAACCCAAACCCAUCCCCUCUAUCGAGGAUAUCAUCCCCCGUCGAAACUCAUAAAACGCUAAAAUAAAAUCUCUUCGCUGUCUCGUGCGAUUAUUAUCGUAUUAUAAUAUAUAUGAUAUACAUAUAGCAUAACUUAUAACUUUGUACUUUUCCUGUAGAUACGACAUAAUACUGUCACGUCUAAUUUAAACAAUAAAAUUUACGUUAUUAAA